GCCGGACGCAGCUGUCCCCCCCAGGACCCCAGCAUGCCGGACAGCAGAGCGGCCCCGCAGGAGAGCCGGCUGGAUGCAAGCCUGGGGACCACCCAAGAACACUUGGGAACCAGCUCCCUGACUGACGGGCACACACUCUCCAAAGAGCCCCUAAGCCAUGCUCUCAAGCUCUCAUCCCCAGCGAAGGUGAAAGAUGCCCAGUUGAAUUCUCCAGAGGAGGCGCUGUGGACAACUCGGGCCGAUGGGCGCGUCCACCUGCGCGUAGACCCCAGCUGCCCACAGACUCCCUACACUGUGCAUCGGAUGUUCUACGAGGCUCUGGACAAGUACGGGGACCUCAGCGCUCUGGCCUUCAAGCGACAGGGCAUGUGGGAGCACAUCUCCUACAACCAAUACUACCUGCUGGCCCGCAAAGCCGCCAAGGGCUUCCUAAAGCUCGGCUUGGAGCGGGCCCACAGCGUGGCCAUCCUCGGCUUCAACUCCCCGGAGUGGUUCUUCUCGGCAGUGGGCACAGUAUUUGCAGGUGGCAUCGUCACUGGCAUCUACACAACCAGCUCCCCUGAAGCCUGCCAGUACAUCGCCCAUGACUGCCGUGCCAACAUCAUCGUGGUCGACACGCAGAAGCAGCUGGAAAAGAUCCUGAAGAUCUGGAAAAACCUGCCACAUCUGAAGGCAGUAGUGAUAUUUCAAGAACCUCCUCCGACAAAGAUGGCCAAUGUGUACACGAUGGAGGAGUUCAUGGAUCUGGGGAAUGAGGUGACUGAGGAGGCCCUGGACACCAUCAUCAAUGCCCAGCAGCCUAACCAGUGCUGCGUGUUGGUCUACACGUCAGGCACCACUGGGAACCCCAAGGGCGUGAUGCUGAGUCAAGACAAUAUCACAUGGACAGCACAUUAUGGCAGCCAGGCUGGUGACAUCCAACCCGCAGAAAUCCAACAGGAGGUGGUGGUCAGCUACCUGCCCCUCAGCCAUAUUGCUGCCCAGAUCUAUGACUUGUGGACAGGCAUCCAGUGGGGGGCCCAGGUCUGCUUUGCUGAGACUGAUGCCCUGAAGGGGAGCCUGGUGAACACGCUGAGGGAAGUGGAGCCCACGUCCCACAUGGGGGUGCCGCGGGUGUGGGAGAAGAUCAUGGAGCGGAUCCAGGAGGUGGCAGCUCAGUCUGGCUUCAUCCGGCGCAAGAUGCUGCUGUGGGCCAUGUCGGUGACCUUGGAGCAGAACCUCACCUGCCCGAGCAGCGAUCUGAAGCCCUUCACAACCCGACUGGCAGAUUACCUGGUGCUAGCCAAAGUCCGCCAGGCACUGGGCUUUGCCAAGUGUCAGAAAAACUUCUAUGGAGGAGCCCCCAUGACCACGGAGACACAGCACUUCUUCCUGGGCCUCAACAUCCGCUUGUAUGCGGGCUACGGCCUCAGCGAGACUUCGGGCCCUCACUUCAUGUCCAGCCCCUACAACUACCGGCUCUACAGCUCCGGCAAGGUGGUACCGGGCUGCCGGGUGAAGCUGGUGAAUGAGGAUGCAGAGGGCAUUGGAGAGAUCUGCCUGUGGGGCCGCACAAUCUUCAUGGGCUACCUGAACAUGGAGGACAAGACGUGUGAGGCCAUUGAUGCCGACGGCUGGCUGCACACGGGCGACUCAGGCCACCUGGACGCCGACGGCUUCCUCUACAUCACUGGGCGUCUCAAAGAAUUAAUCAUCACGGCUGGCGGGGAGAAUGUGCCCCCUGUGCCCAUUGAGGAGGCCGUGAAGACAGAGCUACCCAUCAUCAGCAAUGCCGUGCUGAUCGGGGACCAGAGGAAGUUCCUGUCCAUGCUGCUCACCUUGAAGUGCACUCUGGACCCUGAUACCUCUGACCCAACUGAUAAUCUGACGGAACAAGCUGUGGAGUUCUGCCAGAGGGUGGGCAGCAAAGCCACCACAGUAUCAGAGGUCGUGGGGAAGAAGGAUGAGGCCGUGUAUCAGGCCAUUGAAGAGGGGAUCCAGAGAGUCAACAUGAAUGCAGCUGCCCGACCCUACCGCAUCCAGAAGUGGGCCGUUCUUGAGAGGGACUUCUCCAUUUCGGGUGGAGAGUUGGGUCCCACAAUGAAGCUGAAACGGCUCACCGUCCUAGAGAAGUACAAAGAUAUCAUCGAUUCCUUUUACCAAGCGCAAAAAAAGUAA
Molecule: messenger RNA, 2157 nt
Organism: Mesoplodon densirostris (Blainville's beaked whale)
Lineage: Eukaryota; Metazoa; Chordata; Mammalia; Artiodactyla; Ziphiidae
Gene: ACSBG1
Product: acyl-CoA synthetase bubblegum family member 1
Exons: 14
Coding region: 34-2157 (707 amino acids)
Cellular component (GO): endoplasmic reticulum; membrane
Molecular function (GO): long-chain fatty acid-CoA ligase activity
Source: RefSeq, a predicted model, not a curated record